UUCAUUGCUAAUCCAGGCGGUUUGAAGGAAGGGAAAGAAGAAGAAGAAGCUCAGAUCAUCGGCCCAUCUCUGGAUGCAGAAGAUCAGGGAAGAUGGACCCUUUCAGCACCAAGAAUCUGGCAGUCCAAGCUCAGAAGAAGCUCCUGAGCAAGAUGGCGUCAAAGAACAUGGCGAGCAUGUUCAUCGACGAUACCAGCAGCGAGAUCUUGGACGAGUUGUAUCGGGUCACCAAGGAGUUCACGCGCAACCGCAAGGAAGCCCAGAAGAUCAUCAAGAACCUCAUUAAGAUUGUCGUGAAGUUGGCCGUCCUCUACCGCAACGGACAGUUCAGCACGGACGAGCUGCUGGUGAUGGAGCGAUUCCGAAAGAAGGUCCACACCUUGGCCAUGACGGCCGUCAGCUUCUACCAGAUAGACUUCACCUUCGACCGCCGGGUCAUGUCCAGCAUGCUCCAGGAAUGCCGUGACCUGCUGCAUCAAGCGGUCAACACCCACCUGACGGCCAAGUCCCAUUCCCGGAUCAACCACGUCUUCAACCACUUCGCAGACUACGAGUUCCUCUCGGCGCUCUACGGGUCCUCCGAGCCGUACCGCACGCACCUGCAGAGGAUCUGUGAAGGGCUCAACCAAAUGCUAGACGAAGGCAACAUCUGACCAGGGCUGGAUCCGCCAACUUUGGGACGCUGACGUUCGCCAAGGAACGCCGAGAGAUGGCGGCCGUUUGACUUGGGGGGGCAUCUCCUCCGGGCCUCUUCAUCUCUGUGCACCGCUAAGCAUCUUGUGGUUCUCAUUUGGUUUGGUAACGUUUAAGAAGUGAGGUUGUUUUUUUCAUUAUUUGUGGUUCAAAUUGGUGGCAACUUGGGUCUAUUCCACUCCCCUCUCUUCCUUGACCCGAUAAAAUUAAUUGGUUCUUUGAAAAACAUUCUGUUACCCCCCCAGACGGAAGGCACCCAUCUUCAGUGAAGGAGACAGGGCAAAUGGGGAACAACGGGGAGUUUGAACUCAAUCUCACCCAGCAACAGAAAAAAUACUUUGCUUGAUGCAUCAGACCAAAGAUCUACCUAAUCCUUUACAGCAUCUGCAUUCCGACAGGGGCCAGCCAACUUCGUACAGACUCUGAACGCAGCGCUCCCAUUUAACCGUCAGGACUAAGAGGUGCCGAUAAGGAGUUCUUGGACCAAAGAACCAUUUUUCCCACUGCGAAGGUGACAUCCACUUCCUGUUGCCUGGCCCUCAACUAACAGCACUUGGGGGUAGACACUCUGUGUCCAUGGAGGCUCCACUGAUGUAGCAUGACGAAUGGCAUUAGCGUUCGCUGCCCUCUCAUUCUUGUUGAAUUUGUCUAGUUCAGCAGGAGGAAACCUUUUCCCUGUUGAGGGUUUGGACCCGGAUUUGCUUCCUUCCCGAGGAAGUUCCUUUGCCCGAUUUUUGGAGAGCCCUCCCCCCCCCCAAUAUACACACACCACAUCUCACCCUAUGUCCACCCAGUGUGUGGCCACUGUAAAGAAGGCACUCUCCAUGUUAGGCAUUAUAAGAAAAGGAACUGAGAAUAAAACGGCCAGUAUCGUACUUCCCUUAUACAAAUCGAUGGUGCGACCAGACUUAGAAUACUGUGUACAGUUCUGGUCACCGCACCUAAAAAAGGAUAUUAUAGAGCAGGAAAAGGGGCAACUAAAAUGCACCGUAAGGGCCCAUAAGGCCAUCGAGUCCAACCCCCUGCUCAAUGCAGGAAUCCACCCAAAA
Elgaria multicarinata webbii is the source of this 1742-nucleotide messenger RNA. RefSeq names its product TNF alpha induced protein 8 like 1 (gene TNFAIP8L1). Gene Ontology annotation, cellular component: cytoplasm. The record is from RefSeq and is a predicted model, not a curated record. Bases 93 to 653 code for a protein of 186 amino acids. Lineage: Eukaryota; Metazoa; Chordata; Lepidosauria; Squamata; Anguidae. Gene Ontology annotation, biological process: negative regulation of TOR signaling; regulation of apoptotic process. The transcript is spliced from 2 exons.